This is a messenger RNA of Mytilinidion resinicola, 1272 nucleotides long. RefSeq lists its product as uncharacterized. Lineage: Eukaryota; Fungi; Ascomycota; Dothideomycetes; Mytilinidiales; Mytilinidiaceae. The transcript has a single exon. The record is from RefSeq and is a predicted model, not a curated record. Gene Ontology annotation, biological process: proteolysis. The coding region runs from base 163 to 1041 and encodes 292 amino acids. Gene Ontology annotation, molecular function: cysteine-type peptidase activity.
AGGUACCCACGAUUCCGGACAUUCGAAGCUCGAAUCUGAAUUACCAUUCAACACAGUACGCUUCGCCAGAAGGACCUUCACCAACAAAACUACCACUAGAUCUUACAGUAUAUUCAAGGAAUUCAUUGCGAGGAACCUGGCCCUGGCUAGAGAAGUGUUACAAUGGCAAUGGAAGACGAUCACACCUGGCUCUCUGUGAUACCAGAAGCGAAACCGGGAACGGCCUUUCUUGAACUGCAGCACUCGGUUGUUUAUGAAAGUGAGAUCCCCGCCCUUCAGGGCACCAGGGAAGAUGGAUGGGUGUCAGACAAUGUUAUUGCCGUCGCAUUUGAGCUACUGGGCAUCUGGACCAGCUGCAGUGAUAAGGGAAUAUCCCUCAUGAAUCCCACCGAUGCCAGGGCUCUUUGCCAGAUAGGAGUGAAAGAGCUCCAAAACUUUGGCCCUGAGGAUCUGAAGGGCCUCGAGAAACUGAAAGACCACCUUCAGGACAAGCGAUGGGUAUUUAUACCAAUCAACGACGGCUAUCAACCCACUAAUGGCAAUAUUUCGAUCUCUCAAGGAAGCCAUUGGUGUCUACUGGUGGUCGAUUUGGUCUGUAAAAAGUCCCACUACAUCGAUUCGUUCGGGGCACUAUUAUCUGAAACGGCAGGCUAUGUGGACGCGGGAAUGCAAAGGUUUUUGGGAUUUCGCGACAAGCCCUGGGGCAUGCAAUACGAACAAAAUUCUCCAAGCCAGAUUCCUGGACAACAGAAUGACGCGGCGAAGCUCGACAAGGGUGCCUGCGGGCCUUUCUUUUAUGCCAUGGCUGCGACUCUCGUAUGGCAUAUCAUUGCCGUCGAAAGGGAUGGGAGGCAUUGGGACGUGGAUAUUCCCGGGCACCCAGAUCAGAUCAGAUUCGACUCAUUUGGCGUCAGAAAGCACCUUCACCUGUUUAUGAGAUUAGCAAAAUACGUUCAAACUGGCGACGGCUGGAGCCCGGAGCUUGCAGACCAUCUUAAGGCUCUUAGCGGCUUUCGGACCCUUUUUUAUUCGCCGCAAUGAGAUGUAUCGAAUUCUCCUCUCCGUCUGACAUCUUCCCCACUAUCUACGCACAUAACAGCUUAACGAAUGGUUAUAGUAAGGGGUUGAGACUAGAUACAAAGACUCGUUUCACCCUUUUUGGAAAAAGCUAGAAUCAAUAGGCAAUUCAUCACUGAGUCAGUCCUCCCCUCAUGAUAAUAGAUUGCUUUGACGCUGGGGCUGCGCGGAACUCGGUCAGACGUGCCUCGACGG